Phycomyces blakesleeanus NRRL 1555(-) is the source of this 702-nucleotide messenger RNA. RefSeq lists its product as hypothetical. The record is from RefSeq and is a predicted model, not a curated record. The transcript is spliced from 7 exons. The coding region runs from base 1 to 702 and encodes 233 amino acids. NCBI's taxonomy places the organism in Eukaryota, Fungi, Mucoromycota, Mucoromycetes, Mucorales, Phycomycetaceae.
AUGUUUUAUCAGCGCUCUCUCAGGGCUGAAGGUUCCCCAGUUUCAUAUGAAUUUUAUACCUCUUUCAAAGAUAUAACAUUUCGAAACUACAUUAAAAAAGGUCGCUCAGAGUUUGCAGACUCAUGCCAUCAAUGCAGAACAAAGUCUGAUUUGAAAAAGGUGCAAUGUACAGCGAUUAGGAAAUACACAGGAAUGCGUUGCAGUUUUAAGUGGGAUAAAUCAUGCCUGCUAAAGUACAACCAAAAGCUCAAUGUUGCAUUAAAUAAUCCUAAAUGGCGUUGUCCAGUCUGUGAAGGUCGAUGUGAUUGUUCUCGAUGCCGAAUCAAGCGAGGCCUUAGACCUUAUGGUAAUUCCUGGCGAAUUAUCAGGUGUACGGACACAGACGAUGAAGAUGAAGAUAUUAGUGGUGAUAAAAGUGUCUCUAUUGAAUGUAACGAAGACGGUAAUAAAGCUCAAGCUGCGCUGUUUGUGACAAAACCAAUUGUCCGUGAACGACGAAAGACUGCUAUUUAUAACCGCAAAUAUAACUUUUCUAGAUCGAUUGAAGUUCCAAAAGAAAACAGUAUGGAUCAUUCAAAGAAGGCUACGUAUUCAUUAAAAAAGGAGACACGUCCCUUAAAGAUCUUAAUUAAGAAUUCUUUAAAGUUAGAUUCUAUAUUAGAUCAAAAGAUGAAAGAUUUGACAAUGAAGAUAUCUCAAUAG